UCAAAUACAAACUACUCAUUUUCCAUUUUUUAUUUUUUUCUUCCUCCUCUUCCUCUUCCUCUUCCUCUUCGUCUUCCUCAUCUUUCUUUCCUAUUUUUCUUUUUCUUUUCUUCUUCUUCUUCUUCUUCUUCUUCUUCCUCAUCCUCAUUUUUCUUUCCUAUUUUUCUUUUGGGUUGCGGGAACCAACUACAGCCCCUCUUUCCAAGUGCGCUGGGCUGCUUGUAAAACAAAGCAGGAAAAAGUUGCAGAUAAAAAUGGUGAAAGUCAGCAGAGCGCUUCUGAGAGAUGCAAAGGUCGGAAUCAGCAAGACUCUCUCAGAGAUACUGGUCUGUCCGCUCUCCAAACAGCCGUUGAGGGUAUGCGAAGAAUCGGGUACUUUAAUCAGCGAUUCCAUCGGCGUUUCUUUCCCUAUGGUGGAUGGGAUACCUUGUCUGGUGCCGAGGGAUGGCAAGAUUCUUGAAACUGAUGACACAUCUAAACCUGGCACCGCUGCUGAUUCAUCAAAGAUGAAUGAGGAAAAUUGAGGAGGUUCGCCGGCCCUAGCUAAUUUGUGCAACAUGAAGUUUGGUGCUUCGGAAAAUGGAUUACCCUUUGUUUUUAUUGUUUUUAAAAUUUUCUUGUGCACAUCUUUUUAUCAAUUUUGAAAUCACUUUCCGCAUAUCAUUUUGUCAUUUGUCAUUUGUCAUCCGAAUGAUGAUUACACCUCUCUCUCUCUCUCUCUCUCUCUCUCUCUCUCCAUUUGUGACAUUUUUGUUUUGCUUUGUGAUCAAAAGUCGAGCACACUUCUGAAUGAUGUAUUUCCAAUUUACUCAAAUCCCCAGUAUUCUUGGGAAUUAAGUGAAACGCUCAUCAACAAUUUAUGCAUCUUUAUCAAGAAAAAAAAAAGUUUGAAAUUCGGGAAAGAAA
Messenger RNA from Malania oleifera, 906 nucleotides. RefSeq lists its product as uncharacterized. The record is from RefSeq and is a predicted model, not a curated record. The transcript has 3 exons. NCBI's taxonomy places the organism in Eukaryota, Viridiplantae, Streptophyta, Magnoliopsida, Santalales, Ximeniaceae. Bases 255 to 524 code for a protein of 89 amino acids.